AUAUUCAUGGCAAAGCCUAUUUUAUUAUUAUUAUUAUUCAGUCUAAUUUUCAUUUUUUCAUCAAGUUUUUCUUUAUCCUUUCACCGUACAGCCCUAUCUGCAUUUUUUACACAGAGAGUGUUUAAAAUAAACUUAUAUCUUCUCCAAAGCGUAUUAAUUCAAUAUGUAGUAAUGUCCUUUGUUUUCUUACCUCUGACCCAAAGUGGUUAAGGCGUUUCGUAGCGACAAGAGCAAUGAUACGUCUCAGACAACUAACAAGAAAUAUCUCUACUCUCUACUCCCUUCAUGAUUCAUCUGUGCACUACUUUGCGCUACUCUGUACUCUUUCCUGCCAUCUAAUUCUAUAGAAAUUCUAAAUGUAAACAAUUCAUUAGGUUGUUGUAGAAACUAAAAAAUAGAAAUGCUAGAAAGUAAAGGGCUAAAUUCUCCUCCGAUUCAAGAUCAAAUUUUCAUGAGAGUAUUUAAAUAUUAUAAAUCGAACAAGCCUCAACCUUCUCUUGAACAAGUAUUGAAUUGUGAAUAUAACACUGCACUCGAAGUGCCCAUGGUCCAAAAACAAAUUAUUAGCAAAGAAGAUUUAAGGGCAAGUACUUUGGGGUUACAAGAGUGUAAAAAUUGGAAGAUAUUUGAAUUUGAAAGGCAUCCUGGAUUAAUAUUAAUAAAAAAUCCAUUCACAAGCUACGGUCAAAAGUUUUGGAUCAGGAAAUGUUUGGAAGAAUAUCCUAAAAAACCUAAUAAAACGAAUAUUGAUUUAGAGAGGCAUAUUGAGUAUUGGUGGCAGGAAUGUUUUGAAGGUAAUGAAUGUGAUAAGAAGCUGCAGUUAAAGUUGCGUUGGACAACGUUGGGCUAUCACCACAAUUGGGAUACAAAAGUUUACGAUGAAGAAAAUAAAAAUUCAUUUCCUGAAGAAUUAUCAGAACUAUGUGACAUUGUUUCGCAGCAACUUGGGUUUGUAGGUUUCAGAGCCGAAGCUGCCAUUGUUAACUACUAUCAUAUGGGCUCAACACUGUCAGCACACACAGACCACUCAGAGUUAAACUUGCAAGCACCACUAUUUUCCUUCAGCUUUGGCCAAUCAGCAAUAUUCCUAAUAGGAGGUCACAACAAGUCCUUAGAACCAUCAGCUAUUUUGCUCAACAGCGGAGAUAUAGUGGUUAUGUCCAAAGAAGCCAGACUAUGCUACCAUGCAGUCCCGAAAAUACUUCCCGCAUCCACACAGCCAUGGAAUAAACCAGAGGGCUAUAUCAGUAUUAAAAAGAAAGGUGUAAAUUAUAAAUACAUAGAUCAAGCAAAACUUAUAUCAGAAAUGGGAUUAAAUAAUGAUAAUCAAGAAUGGAGCAAGUUUAAUAGUUACGUUGAGGAAUCUAGAAUAAAUAUUAAUAUUAGACAGGUGUUAAAACAAAAUCAGAAAAGUUUGCUUGAUUGUAAUUCCAAUAAUACAUGAAAUUUUUUCACAA
Pararge aegeria (speckled wood butterfly) is the source of this 1457-nucleotide messenger RNA. It is a transcript of the gene AlkB, whose product is annotated as nucleic acid dioxygenase ALKBH1. Gene Ontology annotation, biological process: oxidative RNA demethylation. Gene Ontology annotation, molecular function: oxidative RNA demethylase activity; broad specificity oxidative DNA demethylase activity; ferrous iron binding. Lineage: Eukaryota; Metazoa; Arthropoda; Insecta; Lepidoptera; Nymphalidae. Gene Ontology annotation, cellular component: nucleus; cytoplasm. Bases 401 to 1444 code for a protein of 347 amino acids. The record is from RefSeq and is a predicted model, not a curated record. The transcript has 3 exons.